Drosophila erecta is the source of this 1027-nucleotide messenger RNA. RefSeq lists its product as uncharacterized. The transcript has 4 exons. The coding region runs from base 434 to 1003 and encodes 189 amino acids. The record is from RefSeq and is a predicted model, not a curated record. Lineage: Eukaryota; Metazoa; Arthropoda; Insecta; Diptera; Drosophilidae.
GGCAUUGAUUACUCAGAUUUCAAUCAAUGUGUUUUUGUCUUCGGUUCUGCCUUUUGAAUUCUGUGUGGUUCAGUCGAGUGUUUUAAUUUUUGGGCAGCGGUAACCAUUAAAAUCAAUGACCAAUAUAAAUACUAUAUCCUGAGCGGAACGAGUAAUAAAAAGAUAGCCAGCUGUGAAAUUAAAUGUUAUUUCGAAGAUAGCCGGCAAACAAAUAGUAAUGGGCGAAAUUGGAAACGGGAAACCUGCAGCUGACAGGGAGUCAAGCACAAUUGUUUCUGGCGAAUGGCAAUUUAAAUGCUAAAAAUAUUAAGCAUUCAAUUUAUAUGAACCAGAAUUUAUUGGACUUAUUUACCUGUGUUAUUUACUCAAGUGCUUUAAAUAUUCCAAAGUUGAGUGCGUUGAUUCUGCCUUUUUUGUGUGCUUAUUGCCAAGGAUGGCUGGAAUCAGCAGAAGUUCCCAGCCGCGUCUGCAGCUAUAUAUACCUGUAUUCUGGGGCCUGAUGGCAACGGUGCUUGCUUCAUUACCGGAGGAAGCGAGAGGAGCAGCCGGCGGGGAAUCGAGGAUGGAUGUUCUAGGACUCUCGCCGGGACAAAGAGUCCUGGCUGCAGUGCCUGCGUCAGGACGCACGAAUUUUUUGCUGUACCAAUUAGCUGCGGCCAUAAAUUCAGCCGCCGGCCUGGAAUCGCCGACGAUGCAGGAAGUGGAGGUGGUCGACGUGGUGGAGCACCAGGAGCAGUUCCUGCUGGCGAGCCCGGAUCCCAACUGGCUGGCCGCCAUGGCGAAUGAGUUCCAGAGUGUGCCAGUGUACGAGACUUUUCCGGCGGACUUGCAGCACUGGCUGAUGGAUGGCUAUGGGAUCAGUGCCACGGAUUUCUACCACGGCUGGAGCAGAGCAGGAUUUGGGAGGAGCAGGAGGAGCAGCUCCCGCACCCAGCUGAUCUGUACGCCAGAUGGCCAGUGCUACGAGGUCAACAAAAUCGUCACUGCCUGCUGUCCAUUUUGAGCAUGCAAUAAAGGCAUUGAAAAC